GUCGUUCUUCAAUUCCCAUAUAAUUGAAAAAUCCCCGGAAGAUCCGGUCUUCCAGAGAUUUUUUUUGUGAAACUUCCCACAACAAAGUACAAGCUUCUUGGUCCCAGCCGACCGUUUCCCUCGAGUUGAGCCUGGGGGACAUCCGGUCCCCUAAUAUCUAGGCCCCUAGGGUCCUGCCGAGCCGAAAGUAUCCUAAGCGGAACGGCAUUGUCACUAAAAACUUCCGUAGUAUCGGAAAUAAAGGCUCUACAACUAAAUCACAGAUAUUAUUUUGCUUCUGAGCUCGCCAAAAUGCGCUUUUCGACGACCUCCAAGGUGCUUCAACGCCUACAAUCCCGCAAUUGCCUCGGCCGGCCAGUGAUAUCGCACAAUAGCUUCACAUGGAUAACGGCGGAUAAUAAUCUAGUAUAUCGGUUAAGGCCGCUGAGUUCGGCUGGAUAUAAGACCAUUUAUUCGAGCCUUGUUAGAGAGCGCAUACCCAAUCACCAGGGGAGGCUUCCCGAAAAACGAUGUUUCAACACUCCAUCACUAUCCCCUUCAACCAGCCAUUCACAGCCUGAAGAAGCGCAAAGAUCGGUGAAUCAUUACGUUCCUCCCAAGACAGGACUCAUUGCCUAUCUACCCCAGUCAUGGAUACCGUACGCUGAGUUAAUACGCCUUGACAAACCUGCGGGCACAUAUUAUCUUUUCUUCCCUUGUGCCUUCUCGACGCUUCUUGCGGCUACUAUGACGCCUUCAGUUUCUCCUUUCCAACUCCUCGGAACUACUGGACUGUUCUUCGCAGGGGCUAUGAUAAUGCGAGGGGCUGGAUGUGCUAUCAAUGACCUCUGGGACCGGAAUUUGGAUCCGCACGUUGAGCGCACAAAAUUUCGGCCCAUCGCAAGGGGAGCAAUAUCUCCUAGAAAGGCAGUAGUUUUUACCGGUACUCAAUUGCUAGCGGGACUCGGAAUUCUGCUUCAGUUUCCGUACGAGUGUCUCUGGUAUGGGAUCCCUAGUUUACUACUAGUAACUACAUAUCCCCUUGCCAAGCGGGUCACCUACUAUCCGCAAGCUGUCCUAGGACUUACAUUUUCGUGGGGCGCAAUAAUGGGAUUCCCAGCCUUGGGGGUGGAUCUCCUAACCAAUCCAGAUGCCCUAAAGGCAGCUGCAGCCCUUUAUUCCAGCUGUAUUUCCUGGACUAUCUUAUAUGAUAUGAUAUAUGCACACAUGGAUAUCAAAGACGACGUGGCCGCUGGAAUCAAGUCAAUUGCACUUCGUCACGAGCAUAACACGAAGGCGGUCCUUUCCGGGUUGGCCGUCGUGCAAGUGGCACUGCUUGCUGCUGCAGGCGUUGCUUCGGGUGCUGGUCCAGUUUUCUUCGCUGGCAGUUGCGGUAGUGCCGCCCUCUCGUUGGGCCUCAUGAUCUGGAAGGUCCAGUUGAAGAGCGUUCAGAACUGCUGGUGGUGGUUCAAGAACGGCUGUUUAAUUACCGGUGGAGGCAUCUCCCUGGGACUGUUCUUCGAGUACCUUGCCCAAAUCUCUGGUGUGUACGAUAAGGAUAAGCAGUCCAACCAAGCCACGAGGUGAAAGUCAUCUCUCGGGCUAAUAUAA
This is a messenger RNA of Aspergillus ochraceoroseus IBT 24754, 1590 nucleotides long. Its product is annotated as putative para-hydroxybenzoate-polyprenyltransferase Coq2. Gene Ontology annotation, cellular component: mitochondrial inner membrane. NCBI's taxonomy places the organism in Eukaryota, Fungi, Ascomycota, Eurotiomycetes, Eurotiales, Aspergillaceae. The transcript has a single exon. Gene Ontology annotation, biological process: ubiquinone biosynthetic process. The coding region runs from base 292 to 1566 and encodes 424 amino acids. Gene Ontology annotation, molecular function: 4-hydroxybenzoate polyprenyltransferase activity. The record is from RefSeq and is a predicted model, not a curated record.